AUCUGGGCAACAGAGACUACUGCUUAUUACAAAAAUACGGCGGGAAAAUGGAUGAUGUGGAAAGUGAAAGUUGUGUUGUCAGAAAUUUAGAAGAUGUUGAGUCUGUAUUAAGUUUUGCCAAGUUAGAGAGAAGGGAUAUAAAACCUACAGUGCAAUGUGUUAUAUUCUCACAGGAACUAGACAAUGAUAGUAUUAAAUUACUAGAACUAGAUUCUACAGUUCUUAAAUGUUUAACAGUUGGUGAUAGGGUUGUAAUACGAGGAGAUAAAGAUGAUGGUGCUGUUCUUUGUACUAAAGAUAAAACAUACGAAAUGAAAGAAGCAGAAACAUCAAAUUCUUUACUUAUAAUUCCUGAUUUAAAGUUUGGUGCCGAUUUAUCAAAUGAUGGGGAAGUUCACAUCACAUAUAACCAGGUUACAUCUGUCUUAAAUAAUUAUUAUGAAUUACGACCAUGUAAACCUAAGGUUAAGAAAAUGAAAGAGUUAUUAGAGAAGAAUCUUUAUAGUGGUAAAGAAUGUGAACAAGAUGAACAGCACCAGGGGAAAAAAUAUACCUAUAGUGAUUUGUUAGAUGUUAUACAAGCAAGUGAUACAGAAAUAACACAAGCUCUACAUCAUAUUAAAGCCUGUUUAAUUGAUGGUUAUUGGCGAUUGUUAGAUUUUGAUUUUCAAACUCAAAUUAUUAACCAUAUAAUGCAACUGUGUGAUGAAAAUGAUUGGUUAAAUUCUGGGAUACCAAUGGAGGAAUGUUGUCAGACAUUAGAGGAACUGUUCCAAAGAUCUGUGAUAGAGCAUAUGAUUGAUUGUUACUGUGAUAAAAGAAUAGAAGAAACAAAUGAAAAUGUAUUUAAGAUAAAUGAGGAUAAAGUUUGUCGUUUUUUUGCUGAGUUGCUAUUAAGAGGGUCAGGACAGUUCAACUACAAAGAAUUUUUACAAGUAUGGCAGCAAAGUGUUCCAGAUGGUAUGAAAACCAAUAUGUGUCAACUAGAGGGCUUGGCAUUAACUAAUUUAGAUUGUAAUAUACCAGUUAUAUGGCAUUUUCCUGUGGAUGAUCUACCAGAAGACAUCAACGAAAGAUUUGAUUUCUUGUUUCGAACUCGAGAGAAAUGGACAAGAGAUGAUAUAACACCAUAUAUAAAGGACUUGGUAACAGAUAAAUUAGAUGUUGGUGCUCUAUUAACCAGACAUGCAAGAGCUUCUCUACAGAACGGAAUUAAAGUUUUUAACUCCAGAAAGCCAUUAAAUAAAUAAAAUUAUUUCAUACUAAAUAAAUUGUUUAUAUAUGUAUGCUUCAUUUUUAUAUGGGCUACAUUGAAAGGGGAUCGAAUAUUUCCCUUGUCAGUGAUGCAGGACGGAGGGCCUGACAAGGACAGCUGUC
Molecule: messenger RNA, 1377 nt
Organism: Patella vulgata (common limpet)
Lineage: Eukaryota; Metazoa; Mollusca; Gastropoda; Patellidae
Product: sister chromatid cohesion protein DCC1
Exons: 11
Coding region: 48-1250 (400 amino acids)
Biological process (GO): mitotic sister chromatid cohesion; maintenance of mitotic sister chromatid cohesion
Cellular component (GO): chromatin; nucleus; chromosome, centromeric region
Source: RefSeq, a predicted model, not a curated record